AUGAACUGCGUAUGGAGACAGAGUGUCCAAAAAUGUGGACGUUUGGCCUACAUCAAAAAUAAUGUUGUAAAUUUACCUGUAAAUUUUGUUAAAUUCUGUUCAUUUCAACAAUCUUUGCCAAAAACCCUUAAUACGGCUCCAUGUGCGUUUUAUAACGUCAUACGACACAAAUCUAAAAAGCAAAGAGACUAUGACUCUGAUGAAGAAGAAUUUGAUGAGGGUGAUCACUCACUAUCAAAAGAUUCCAAACUCAUGGAGUUGCAAGAAAUAAGAUAG
This is a messenger RNA of Pieris macdunnoughi, 276 nucleotides long. NCBI's taxonomy places the organism in Eukaryota, Metazoa, Arthropoda, Insecta, Lepidoptera, Pieridae. The record is from the annotation of a GenBank genome assembly.